Messenger RNA from Monopterus albus (swamp eel), 3097 nucleotides. RefSeq lists its product as uncharacterized. Lineage: Eukaryota; Metazoa; Chordata; Actinopteri; Synbranchiformes; Synbranchidae. The record is from RefSeq and is a predicted model, not a curated record. The transcript is spliced from 3 exons. Gene Ontology annotation, cellular component: nucleus. The coding region runs from base 888 to 2453 and encodes 521 amino acids.
UUUUAUUGGUCUUGAACGUAACCUCUCGGUGACGUCAUUAGAAAGCGACUGUGUUCGGUUUGUGUUUCGGCUGCUGAGCUAACAGCUGUACCAAUUGUGUUUUGGUUUUGUUUUGCCUCCCAUGUGUCAUUAUCGCGAGGUAAGAAGUACAACAGUGUCAUGUUUCUAAUCAUGACUGCUCAGCCGUCGCUAUCAGUUCAGACAAAGCUGCUGCUUUACCUGAAGCUAUGGUAGCCCGUUAGCUAACAGUUAGCUCCAUUGCAAAAUCUGCACCUAAUGUAUGCGGAAUGCGCAACCAUUGCGGAUGUGGUGCAGAAAAAAUGCGCAUCGAUGCGACAGAAUACAUAAGUCAGCAUCACUAAGAAAUACGAACAUAGCUAUUUUAAAAUGCUGCGUAGCUGUAAGCAGUGUUGUGUUUUGUUGUAUUUCAGCUCUGAAGGCGAUUCUCUGCUGGAUGUUGGAUCUCACUGUAAAAAAGCUGGACGUUUAGUUGUAGCUCUCGGCCUACCCCUAGUGUUUUUAUACAGUGGAUAUAUGUUUUCAUUUGUCUUUCAGUGUACAUGAAAAGUGAAAAGUGUUCAGUGUACACUCAGACAUGAUCGUGUCUCAUACUAAGCUGCAACAAUGACUUAAAUAAUUUAUUGAAUAGAGUUGAAGAAUACUUUCUUGGGUUACAUUAACUCACCGUUUCCUAAGAAAACACUCCACAGUGUGUGUGGCAGCUGUACCCAAAGCAAAUAAAUUAUUUUCUGAUGCAGUAUACUGAAGAGUUGUAAUGUCUUUUAGCAGUAGGUUCAGAUAGACCUUGAACUUGUAUUAAUGGGGCAGCAGCUGUCACAAUCAGAAUUGGCCCGCGAGUCAAUUCGGCUAUAAAUUAGGUCUGACCCAUGACUGAGUACUACGAGGAGGGGGGGCUGCUGUAUGAGCAAUCACCUCCCAUGCACAUCAAAGUGGAGUCUCCGGAGGGACCCUUUGGAGGGGGAGCCUCAGAAAACGGCUUCCCCAGGGAGGAUGAGGACUCAGAGGGCAGCUGUGACCAGAACAGUGGAUUACCAGGGGGGCUCCCCUUUAACGUGGUAGUUGUGCAUCCGAACAUCAUGGCACCUGGCAUGUCUUCAGAUGACCUGUUGUCCAUUGAACAAAAUAGAGCUAUGUCGGCUGCACUGGCUGCUGGUGGUGCAGGGAAAAGAAAGAGUCGUUUCAGUGGAGCAGAGCUGGAGGUUUUAGUGUCAGAAGUCACUCGGUGUGAAGGAGAGCUCUUUGGUCCUGCAGGGAGGCUCCGGCGGCGGGAAAGAGAGCGCAUCUGGGCGGGAAUCCUGGAGAGAGUCAAUGCUGUGUCCAGAGUUCCACGUACGCUUCGAGAGGUGAAGAAACGUUGGGAUGACUUAAAGAGACGCAAUGGAGGCAGGCUGGCAGAUGCCCGCCACCGCAGCUGUUACCGGCCAUCCAGCAGAGGGGCCUCAAUGCUUGGGCGUCCUUCCCAGCCAAGCCCCAGGCUUCAGCAAGCCAGGCAAAAGCAAAGCACCAGAACAAAGCCCAGUUUCUCAUGUUUUCCUGACUCUGACACAGGUGUAGGAAUGGAAGGGUCAGAGAGAGAUGGUUUGGAGAAAGAUGAGGACAAUCCUGAGCGUGAGAGAGACAUGGGAGAACCUGAUUGUGAACCAGUAGAGAACAGCAUGGAAGACAAACUGGGAUUAGGACUGGGUCUGGGUAUAGGACCACCCCCUCCAUCAGAACGAUGGCUGCCUCCUUCCCCUCUCUACAGUGCUCCCUUCCUCAAUGGCAGCCCUCAGCCCAGCAGUCCUCAGCCAUCACUUGGAGCACAGCAGGGCUCUCUGGAAGCCCCUCCACGCAGUUCCUGGCUUGAAGAUGAGCUACGAGGGUUAGGGGAAGCAGCUAUUCAACUGGGAAAUCGGGUAGAAAAGAGUCUGCGGGAGUUUGGGGAAGGUUUCAGACAGGACAUGAGAACACUUGUUGCUUCGCAAGAGGCAUUAGCAGUCAGUCUACAACAAAACAAUGUCCUGUUGCAAAGGCUAUUAGGAGUGCUUGAGGCCCAGCAACAACCACAGCCACAGCAACAUCGUGUACAACAAGUACACCAUUUACAAACAUCUCAACAGCACUUACAGCCACAGACAUCUCAGCAGCAGCUACAACAUACAGAACCACAACAGCAACAGCAGAUUGAAACAACACAGCAGUCACAACUACAGCAUCAGCAGCAGUCACAUGCUGUACAGCAACAGCCCCAGAAGCACCAAACACAAAUACAGCAGCAGUCACAGGUCACCCAGCAUUCGAAUAAUCAGUCAACUGUUGCAGUGGUGCCUGCGCCAUCACCCCCCGUCAUACAUGGCACUUUUCCCUCUAAUACUUCCACAGACACAAAUGGAAAUAUGCAGAGGCCACGACGAGGAAGAGCUAUUGAUCACAGGCGCAGAAGACGGCGCUGAGGAGAAAGUACUUUAAAACUUGAAGUGCACAUCAUGUAUAUUUGGAGUUUAAAAAUGUGACAAGAAAUGAUGCUCUUUUUCUAUUGACAGUAUUUCUGUAAACAUAACAUGAGGUGUUUGGAGUUUUACUCAUUCCAAGUCACUAAUCCAUCUUGCACAUAUGUUUUUCAUCUGAGUGGACAGAAGUGGAUAAAACAAUUAGACACAUAAGGUAAUAGGGUGGCCUUAAUUUGAGCUUGGUUCUUCAGACAAGUCUACAUAUACAUGUGCUAAAAGACUUCCUGAGAAACAGUUACUCUUUGGAGUGAUAACUUUACUCCUGAAACUUUCAAUAUCCAGACAACAACAUAUUGUAGGUGCUGAUGUCUAAUAUGCAUAUCACUGUACAUGAUGUGCAGCAGAGCUGCAAAGCUCAUGAUGCCCUUACUAGUCCACUAAUGUCUCAGUUCUUCUGAUACACUAACUGCAUUGUUAAAAAGUACUUGUAAUCUGCAGUUGUUACCAUAUAUUGUAGUUAUUCAGCUGUUGUAUUUACCUGCUAAUGUAUGCUUGUGCUUUUUUAAUAUGGUACAUACUUUCCAACUUUGGUUGGGCAAUAAAGUUACUGUAUUAUGUUCAGUGCACUUUGAGGCAGAAAUGUUACA